Galendromus occidentalis (western predatory mite) is the source of this 2284-nucleotide messenger RNA. RefSeq lists its product as uncharacterized. Bases 188 to 2143 code for a protein of 651 amino acids. Lineage: Eukaryota; Metazoa; Arthropoda; Arachnida; Mesostigmata; Phytoseiidae. The transcript is spliced from 11 exons. The record is from RefSeq and is a predicted model, not a curated record.
GACUGUUCCAGGAGACGCGCGAGUUGUUGAACAAGUUCGCCGAGGGAGGUCAUCCAGCCGGUUUUUCAGACGGCCGGCGAAUUCACCGACCUUUUGCACGCCACUCUCUCACCUUCUCAGAAUUUUUUCGGGUGCUUCUUUCGGAAAUCCGCUCCGCCGGUCAAAUCUUCAGUGACCACCCUCAAGGAUGAGGUUUCUUUCCCUGGUCGCCCUCAUCGGGGCUGCACAUGCAGCGCCUCUCAUGGAGGGCUCGUGCUCUGAGGAUUGUAUCAAUUAUUUGCUGACGGACGCCGGUGGACCGAAGCUGCUACGCCUCUACAGGGAGCUCCUGAAACCUGACACCGGGACUCUGACCCCAAUCGAAGUCAAUAGGCAGACCUAUGAGGUGUCUUACGCGAAGAAGAACCUCAUCCAGAACGCACUCCGAAAGGGUAUUAAGGACCGUGUGAUUGAGGACAUGCUCGACGAUGCUGCCAUCGUCCCCGUGUCGUCUUCCAACAGGGUGAGUAGCAAGAACUUUCAUAUGAAUGUCUCCGUACAGCAAAUAACCCAGCAGAAAGUGGAGCCGAUCCAUGAGAGACGGCCGAGCCACGAACCUCUCUCUGGUGGACAUCGCAUCUACACCAAUAGCCAGGGCGACGUGAAUCUCGAUGUCAAAGGCCAGACCCUCCGCGUUCCAGAUGAUCUCACCCGUCUCCCGCAAAUCGUCGACGACACAAACACUCUAGACGAUAUCAUACGGCAGCUGCAAGAACUCGGCGUUCCGAUUAAGCGGGAUGGAAGCCGCGUAAUGAUCGGGAUCCCGUCGUCGCCUCAAGGCCUCACUCUGCGGGUCGCCAUCAAGAAAAUUGACGACAAAGUCAGCAGCGUUACAAUCACAGCCAAUGACGACAAGUACACUUUGCCGGGCGAUGAAGCCAGACUCAAUCGCUAUCUGGCCCGCGAGCCCGAGGUCGCGUAUCACAUCCUGAGGAUUUUCUCGACGCAUGGCGUUCCGGUAGAGUACGACUCGGCCACGAAGACCCUGAAAACUAAACUGCACUCAGAGGAGGAGAUUCUCGGGUCCAGAACAGCACUCGGAACUCAUUCCAUAAGUCCAUCCGCGACUUCCCCGAAAGUUCUCCGCGUCGGCUCCGGCAGCUACUAUCUGCCGGAUGACUGGGAAAGACUCAAGCGUGACAUACAGACCGGCGUUGUGUCGCCGAGGAGCGUCACGGAGAUCUUGGAGUCUGAGAAAAUCAACCCUCCCCGCGAUGUGGUUUCUGCGAUCCGAAUGAAGACCACGACGCACUCAAGGCUUCUCGUGAGAAGAUACGGGGACGAGGUCACUGUCGAGCUUGGAUCUCAAUCGUAUAAGCUACCGGGGGAUCAGAUCGCCCUCGAGAAGGCUCUGAAAGACAACGAUUUCCCCAUGGAGUUGGUGAGGGAUUCUCUGCUGAGAAUCGGGGUCGAUUCGCGGCGUAUCGGCUCAACACUCAAGGUCUUGACGCCGGCCGGCGACGCGUAUUUCAGUGGACUGCCGACGACAAAGCAGUACGAUUACAAGAUCAUCCCGAGAUCGAGGGGCGUUGAGGUCAGCGCCGGCUCUCAAUCGUAUGAUCUCCCCACGGAUAAGGCCCGUCUAGAGAGCGACAUCGCAUCCAAAAAAGUGCUGCCGAGGACCCUGGUGGACGCUCUCAACGACGCGGGAGUCUCGUCUCAGAUGGACAUAGACAAACAAGAAAUGCUUAUCCAGCUCAGUUCGGGUGAACUAAGAAUACCGGUGCGAUUGAACAUGGGUACGAAGCGAGUUGGAUCUCGCCUGCGCCUCAACGUUCGCGGCUACGAUGGCAGCAAGGUGUACACCCUCACUGUCGGAGAGAGCGGUAGCGAUAAGAUUGAGCUUCCCACUGAAGUUCACACCCUGAAUAAUUAUAUCCGCUCCGGCAAAGUCGAUAGCGAUCUUCUGCUUCAACUUCUGAGCCGAAUGGGAGUGUCCCAUCGCUAUGACGCCACAAAUAACUACUACGUGGUUACAAUGAAUGACAGGACAUACGAAAUCGAGAAGUCCAAAGAGAGCAGCGGUGGCUUUUCCAUAACCGAGGACUGCAACUCGUGCAAGGAAGACGCAAGCUCGCCGCACGCUCAGGAACGCAUAUUCUGAGUCACGAGUGAGGAAGCCUCUGAGGCUCCGCGUGAUAUAGAUGGUGAUGGCCCGGACGACGCGGAUAGCGCCGCGAUCGCAUGGUGGAUCAGGAUUGGCGGAUGAUAUUCCAGAAUAAAUAUAAACCCACAAUUCUGGAUG